CGGGGAUGUCGCUAAUGUGAGAUGAGGCGUGCGAUUAGCCGUGUGUCGCGGCUAAUAAAAGACAAGCAGAUCUGGAUUUGCAUUAUCUGUUUAACACAACUGUAUGGGGAAUAUCGGGAGCAGCUGGGUAAUGUUGCCAGACGGGAGGCCACACGUCUGUUGACUGAAAGGCAACGGAAGAGGCAUGCCAGCAAUGCCAAGGCAACCAGGAGAGGCCAUGGCCGAGCACAUCAUGCCAACCUGGAUGUGGGGCCCAUGACACCAGGUUUAAGCCCCUCCUCGUCUAUAAAGAAGCCACGGCCCUAUUCCAAAUGCCAGGACUGUUUAGCCCGAAUCCAGAGGUAUAUUGUGACAAAGCUGGGGGAGGACUGGAUCUUCUUGGUUCUUUUGGGUCUCACUAUGGCUCUGGUUAGCUGGAGCAUGGACUAUGCCAGUGCCAAGAGUCUACAAGCAUAUAAGUGGAUGUACGGAGAGCUGAAAGGGAAUGUGGCUCUGCAGUAUCUGGCCUGGGUCUCAUAUCCUAUCAUCCUCGUCGUCUUUGCAUCCCUCUUCUGCCAUUUGGUCGCUCCACAAGCUAUAGGCUCUGGGAUCCCUGAGCUCAAGACCAUCCUCAGAGGUGUGGUGUUAAAGGAGUAUCUGACGCUCAAAGCAUUUGUGGCUAAAGUCAUUGGUCUUACAGCUGGUCUAGGCAGUGGUAUGCCCAUCGGAAAGGAGGGUCCUUUUGUGCAUAUUGCCAGUAUUUGUGCGGCAGUGCUGAGCAGGGUCAUGUCCAUCUUCACCGGUGUGUAUGAGAACCCCUAUGGUUACACAGACAUACUGACAGUAGGAUGUGCUGUUGGGGUGGGCUGCUGUUUUGGGACUCCCCUUGGAGGUGUGUUGUUCAGUAUUGAGGUCACGUCAACAUAUUUUGCAGUGAGGAAUUACUGGAGAGGAUAUUUUGCUGCCACAUUCAGUGCCUUCAUUUUCCGAGUGCUGUCAGUGUGGAACAAAGAUUCCGUCACGAUAACAGCACUGUUUCGUACAAACUUCCGUAUGGACUUCCCUUUUGACCUGCAGGAACUGCCAGCUUUUGCAAUAAUCGGGAUCUCAUGUGGGUUUCUAGGGGCGUUCUUUGUCUAUCUGAACAGACAAGUUGUUCUGAUCAUGAGGAGACCAACGGCUCUUACGCGCUUUCUCACAAAACACCGGUUGAUUUACCCUGGUGCCGUGACACUAAUUAUAUCCUCCUUCACAUUUCCUCCGGGCUUCGGCCAGUUCAUGGCUGGAGAGCUGAUGCCCAGAGAGUGCAUUAAUUCACUAUUUGAUAACUUCACUUGGACAAAGAUCUGGGGUUCACCGGCUCCUCCUGGAUUGGGUCGCUCUGCUGCUUGGCUCCACCCACAAGUCAGCGUCUUCGUUAUCCUACUCCUCUUCUUUGUCAUGAAGUUCUGGAUGUCUGCAGUCUCUACAACAAUGCCGGUCCCUUCUGGAGCUUUCAUGCCUGUUUUUAUAUUGGGAGCAGCAUUCGGCCGUUUGGUGGGUGAGAUCAUGGCCACGCUUUUCCCGAACGGAAUUCUGUUUGAUGGGAUCGUGUACCAAAUCCUGCCUGGAGGCUACGCAGUGAUAGGGGCAGCAGCUAUGACAGGAGCUGUCACACACACUGUUUCAACUGCAGUGAUCUGUUUUGAACUGACGGGUCAAAUCUCACACAUCCUGCCCAUGAUGGUGGCCGUGAUUCUCGCCAACAUGGUGGCACAGGGUCUACAGCCUUCUCUUUAUGACUCCAUCAUUCAGGUCAAAAAGCUGCCCUAUCUCCCAGAGCUCGGCAUUGGCCACAUCAGUAAAUAUAAUAUCUUUGUGGAAGACAUCAUGGUGAAGAAAAUAAAGUUUCUAUCACCUCAGUCCACUUACAGAGAGCUGAAAGAACUCCUGGAGUCCACGUCUCUCAAAACCAUCCCGCUCGUUGACUCCAAAGAGUCAAUGAUUCUGUUGGGCUCAAUUGAGAGAUGUGAACUUCAGGCCGCCUUCGAUUGGUGGCUCUCAGCCGAGAGGCGGGUUUAUACCCGAGGUGAGGGCGUGCCGAGCCCGGGGUCACCGGUCAGCUGGCAGUCCUUCGCCUUCGUGGAUGAGGAGGUUGGAGAGGAGAAUGGAGACAAGGGUAACACAGUCUCUGAAGAGUGUAACGGCCCACUGGGGUCCUCUAAAACCACAGACAUCUCCACUAAUCACACCACAUCCGGUGCUCUGCAGUCCAUGAGGAGGACACUUCAUCGUCUUUUCUCCUCAUCUUCCUCAUCAGGGCAGACUGAGCCAGAGAGCCCUGCAGCUCCUCCUGUAGCUGAUAACAUGACUCCUGAAGAGAUCAAAGCCUGGGAAGAGGAAGAGCUGGAUAAGCCGAUUGACAUUGAUCAGAUCCGUGUUGACCCCUCACCUUUUCAGCUUGUUGAGAGAACAUCUUUGCAUAAGACUCACACCCUGUUCUCUCUGCUGGGUCUCAGUCAUGCAUAUGUAACCAGUAUUGGUAAACUGAUUGGGGUGGUCGCACUAAAAGAGCUCCAGAAAGCAAUCGAGGGUUCGACUCGUAGCGGAGUGCGACUGCGUCCCCCUCUGGCCAGUUUCAGAGACGCCAGACGCAAGGCCAAAAAGCCUUCUCAUUCCCCUUCCAUCCAGUCCUCUCCCACACGGGACAGAGAGCUGUGGAGCGAGGGAGUGAAAAGAGAGACUAAAGACGAGUCAGCUGGUAGUUGUAUCCAGACAGCAGAGAAAGAGUGUGAUAUCGCCAUGGGCAACAGCAACAGAAGUACCGUCAGCACCUCUCAGGAGCAAUUGCCUUCCCCUUCUUCUUCCACACUUCCUCUGUCCUCUCUUCAUUCUGUGCCUGAAGCAGAGGUGGAUGCUGAUAGAGAGAGUGAUGAGGAGCCUUUAUAGGUCUAUUGUUUUGUAAUUUACUCAAAUUCAGCCCUCCAGGGGGAGGCAAACCAAAUUAUGGUGCUGCCUUUGAGCCCAGCAUGGGCCGUCGGACUUGUUGGCUGAUUUUCUACUCUCCUGGACAGGACUCUUUCUUUCUAGAUGUUUUUAUUCAGUUAAGUUUCUUUUGCUGUCUAUUACAUUUGUACAUAUGGACAGUCGGUCUGACACAUUUCACUGAAUAUUGACAAUCCAUCCCAGUGUUUGUCUGCUGUACUUCAUAUUAUAUCUCUGUAAAAAAGUGAAAAUGUUUGUAAAAAUGAAAGAUUUAUUACCUUAAGCUAUUUAUACCUGACCUGACCCUUAAAAACUUCUUAUCUUGGUGUGUAACCCAAUGCAUUCAGGUUAAUUCAUUCAUACUAAAUAUUUUGUCUUGCUCAUUUAAAUGUUGCCACAUGAAGCACAUUUUACACUCUAAAAAAUGUUGGGUUAAAAACAACCCAAGUUGGGUUGAAAAUGGACAAACCCAGCGGUUGGGUUAAAUGUGUGCCCAACCAUUGGGUAGUUUUAUUUAACUCAACUACUGUUUAAAAAUUACUGUACUGCUUUCUUAAAAUGAACCCAAAGUAUGUUGGAAAUGAACAUUUAUUAAUAUAUAUUUAAUAAGUGUAAUUAAUAAUAAUUAAACAAUAUUAUCAAAUUGCUUAUUAAUAAAUGUUUUUAAACAAUAGUUGAGUUAAAUAAAACUGCCCAGCAGGUUGGGCAAACAUUUAACCCAACCUGUCCAUUUUCAACCCAACUUGUAUUGUUUUUAACCCAGCAUUUAGGUUUAACCCAGCAUUAGCAUGUAGGUUUCCUUUUCCUUUUCCUUUUUUUUUUUUUUUUUUUUUUACAUUGUAGAUGUGAAAUUUAAAGGAAUAUUCCAGGUUCAAUACAAUGUUGUUAUUGUUAACUAUGACUAAAUCUAUUAUAUAUUGUUUUUGGUAAUUGAAAUGAAGAUGAAAUAAAAUAAAAGAAAAAGUUAAGUUCAGAUAUGUUUAAGUUGAAGUACUAAAAUGAGUCAAAUUAAAACUGAAAUAAAAAAAAAUAAAAAAACAGAUUUUUUUUAAAUUUUUUUUAUUAAAAUUAAAACUGAUAAUAUAAAUAUAAAAGCUAAUUCAAAAUGUUAAUAAAUGCCGUAGUGUUAUUUUAGUAUUAUGUACAUACUAUUAUAUAUAAUAAUAGUAUAAUACUAAAAUAACGCUGGUUUAAUGAACAGAAUUUGUGACAAUAUUAAUUACUGCAAAAAGCAAAUUUGUCCAUUUUCUUUAAAUAAAAAGUAAAAAUCAGUGUUACAGUGAGGUACUGUAAUGUUUGGAUUUAAAAGUAGAAAUAUGUAGCUUGUACUUUUAUAAAAGCACUAACAUUAAUUUGUCUCUUUAAGCUUGUGUACUUUUUGAGCUGUAAAGUUGUUUAAAUAAUCGUUACAGCUGUAAUAGGUGAUUUUUGUCCACACUAAAAUCAUGUUAAUGCAUAGUUUUUACACCAUAUGGCUAUAAUAUUAUAAUAGUGAAUAUAUUAACAUUAAAGGGAUAGUUCACCCAAAAAUGAAAAUUCUGUCAUCAGGAAGAUAUUUGGAAGAACGUUUGUAACCAAACACAUCUCGCCCCCUAUUUGACUACCAUAGUAUUUUUUUUUCUACCAUGGUAGUAAAUGGGGGGCAAGAUCUGCUUGGUUACUAAAAAAAAUUCCAAAUUUCUCCCUUUGUGUUCAGCAGAACAAAUAAAUUCAUACAGGUUUUGAACAACUUGAGGGUGAGUAAAUGAUGACAGAACUUUCAUUUUUUGGUGAACUAUCCCUUAAAUGCAUUGCCCCCCUUCACUUCCAUUGUAAGUGCCUUACUGUAACACAGAUUAUUAUUAUAAUAUUAUUAUUAUUAUUAUUUAAGAAAAAGUUCAAUUAUUUUGGGGGUUAUCAACAUUAUGCCACAAAUUGUGUCCAUUGGUCUUGUGCUGAACCUGGAAUAUUCCUUUAAUCACUAGUCAUUCAUUAUAAAACUGUUUUGUUUACUACAUAAUUUAAAGGGAUAGUUCACUCAAAAAUGAAAAUUAUCCCAAGAUUUACUCACCCUAAAGCCAUCCUAGGUGUAUAUGACUAUCUUCUUUCAGACGAACACAAUCAGAGGUAUAUUUAAAAAAUAUCCUUAGUCCUCCAAGGAUUAUAAUGGUUGUGAAUGGUAGCCCAAAUUUUGAAGACAAAAAAAUGCAUCCAUCCAUAAAAAAAAAAAAACAAUCCAUUCAACUCCAGGGGGUUAA
Ctenopharyngodon idella (grass carp) is the source of this 5180-nucleotide messenger RNA. It is a transcript of the gene clcn1b, whose product is annotated as chloride channel, voltage-sensitive 1b. Gene Ontology annotation, molecular function: voltage-gated chloride channel activity. NCBI's taxonomy places the organism in Eukaryota, Metazoa, Chordata, Actinopteri, Cypriniformes, Xenocyprididae. Gene Ontology annotation, cellular component: membrane. The record is from RefSeq and is a predicted model, not a curated record. Gene Ontology annotation, biological process: chloride transport; transmembrane transport. The coding region runs from base 22 to 2907 and encodes 961 amino acids. The transcript is spliced from 23 exons.